Messenger RNA from Trichoderma breve, 1152 nucleotides. RefSeq lists its product as uncharacterized. NCBI's taxonomy places the organism in Eukaryota, Fungi, Ascomycota, Sordariomycetes, Hypocreales, Hypocreaceae. The coding region runs from base 1 to 1152 and encodes 383 amino acids. The transcript is spliced from 2 exons. The record is from RefSeq and is a predicted model, not a curated record.
AUGAAAGCUAUUUCAUCUCAGCUUCAAGAUGAAAAGUCCAAGGUGGAGGCCGUUUCAUCUCAACUCAAAGAUGAAAAGGCCAAAGUGGCUGAACUUCAAAAAUACAUUGAAAAGAAUGAGACAGUCGUCACAAGAGCUCACGAGACCCACAUGUCGUCACUGUCCAAGAGCGUCUCAAGACCAUUUACCGACGACAUGAUAAAAGACGAACUGAAGUGCUUCUAUGAGAAUUAUCUUCUCCCAUGGUGCGGAGACUUGGGCUCUAUGGAAGUUGACGAACCAGAAAAGGCAAAAGAGAAGCUACAAUCGAUAGGCAUCAUUAAUAACUGCAAAAGUUAUAUGAACGAACCGGCCAACUUACAGUUUUCCAUGGACUUACCUGAUGGGAAGAGCCCGAUGGUUCUUCUCCAAGCCGUUCUUUCGCAAACUCUUUGCGACACUUUUCUGCGAGAUGCUUAUUUUCUGGCAGAUGGGAUGGAGACGUCCAAAGUGCUAGGUCAGGAUCAUGCAGAUAGCCGCCGUUGGCUCAAGGAGGUUGAAGAUAUGCUCUGCAAAGUUGACAAGAAUUCCGGCGUCGACUGGCGCAUCCAAACCGUCCAAUCCUUAGAAAAAGCCACACCAUUCAAUCUACAUCUCGUACAAAACAAAGCGAAAAACUUCGUCCAAGACUUCCACUUCCUCCUCAAAGAAGUAGACGACCAAGCCCUUAAAGACCUAUCCCAGCUCUUCCUCGACUUUGGCAACCUGGCGCUCAAGUUCUGGAAAAUGCGCACCGUCAUCAAAACACACGGCUUAUCGAGAUUCGCGGAGCAGAGGUUUGACGCUGAAUCUUCUUUUAUCGAGGCUGACGUUGUCGGCUCGCCUGAUGCACGGAAGCGUCGGCAGGGGCGGUAUGUUGGAGUUGUGGUGAGGCCACUUAUUGUCUCGGAGCCUCUUGGACAGGAUGGCGGAGUGAGUGAAGAGGUUGUGUGGCUUAAAGCUGCGGGCUGGGUGUCUGACUCUGAGGGCUUAGUUGAUACUCCAGCGCAAAAUGUGAUUGAUGAUGGUGAUGAUGAUGAAAGUGAUGAGGAUGAAGGUGAUGAGGAUGGCGAUAGUGGUGAUGAUGAUGAUGUGAUGAGGAUGAUGACAAUGAUGAUGACAAUGACAUUGUAG